Messenger RNA from Cinara cedri, 465 nucleotides. The record is from the annotation of a GenBank genome assembly. NCBI's taxonomy places the organism in Eukaryota, Metazoa, Arthropoda, Insecta, Hemiptera, Aphididae.
AUGUAUAUUUCCCUUAAACUUUUACAGAUAAGGGUGAAGAGCUUUGUAUUAGCUCAUUAUAUUUCUGUGUUCUACGAUGCUAUAAAAAGCCCGAUUUCUAUCCCGAUACGAAAUACAAAUUUUGACUACACUGAAUAUAACUCCGAUAACAAAUCUGAUGGAGAUAAUGAAGAAAAAUGUUCCCAUAUUACAGCUGUUGAUAAGUACUGUGUGGUAUGUGUUUUUAAUUUUUUAGUGAAGUAUAAUUUAUACAGCAACGCUUAUCCUGGNUAGAUAAAAUAAUAUUUAAGGAGCACCGUAUCACAAGACUUUUUGGAAAGUUUUAUGCCCAUGUCUAUUGAGAAAGAAUUAUUGAACAUAAUUGACUUAAUAAAAGUGCUCAAAUUUAAUAUUGGUGGCCGUAUCAAUCACACAAUGUUUUGGAAGAGUCUAACACCUCAUCCUACCAAACCAACCGUCUUGUAA